Molecule: messenger RNA, 3094 nt
Organism: Uranotaenia lowii
Lineage: Eukaryota; Metazoa; Arthropoda; Insecta; Diptera; Culicidae
Product: sodium-coupled monocarboxylate transporter 1-like
Exons: 4
Coding region: 576-2045 (489 amino acids)
Biological process (GO): sodium ion transport; transmembrane transport
Cellular component (GO): membrane
Molecular function (GO): symporter activity
Source: RefSeq, a predicted model, not a curated record
CCGAAUGGCUCAGUCCCUGCCGGAAUUUUGUCGCGAAUUUGUUUGCGGUGCAAAAAAGAGGAAUUUUUGAAGUGACAUUUUGUUUUGCGGGUUAGCGUUCAUACCGGGUAUGGUGUAUGGUUUUGAACGAGUUCCGGAAAAUAACGUCCCGGGUAGUCCAGACUGUAUCCCGAUGUAUUUGGUGACGACAUUCCACUAAACACAUCAAUUAUCGUUUCGCGCUGGUGACUGGAGACAUAUUGCGCGCGCGUGUUGAUUUCUCGGAUGUUAGAUACUUGACAUCAGCUCCACGAGGAACCCUGGAAGCCGUUUGGGUCCGUUAUCGGAUGUUGUUCAUCGUUUGGCAAAACACGGUCCCUGGCACACGAUUGCUGGAUUAGGUGAAACCGAUAGCAGAUAUCUGCCGUGGGAAGACCGUUAGUCGCCUUCGGGAAUUGGCCAGAGGUGGUUUAGAACAUCGUCUUAACCUAAAGCUAGAGCGACCUUUUGUUUGUUCGAUGUGUUCCUAAAUAAAUGUGACAACUGACCCAGAAGAAAGUGAAAAGCUUGGCUGACGCGUGACGCUCAUUUGUAAAAUGCUGCAAAGGCAGCUGGAACAGGAAACGACCGUCGACAAUUUGUGGAACUAUUUGACCUUCGUAGGGUUCGUGGUGAUCUCGGCCCUGAUACCGAUUCGAAAGCGACUAUGCAGCCGGAAGGUCAAAACCAAGCAGGACUACGUCUUCGGGGCCGGUCACAUUUCGACGCUGGCCAUGAUGUUGUCGAUCACCCGAGGGACGCUGGGCGUCAUUUCGGUGCUGGGAUACCCGAGCGAGUUCUUCUACCGGGGCACCGGGAUGUGGGAAACGCUGUACGGCAUGAUGACGGCCUACCCGAUCGUGUGCUUCGUCUUUAUUCCGGUGUACUUCGAUCUGGGCAUCACUUCCGUCUAUCAGUACCUGGAGCUGAGGUUCGAUAGCCGUCUGGUACGGUGUCUCGCGUCCGGGACCUACAUUAUGCGCACGCUACUCAGCUUGGGUGUCACCAUUUACACCCCGACGGUGGCGUUGAACUCCAUUAUCGGGGUUCCGUACUGGGCGUCGCUGCUCUGCAUCACAUUGAUCAGCAUUUUCUUCAAUGCGCUAGGCGGUAUGAAGGCGGCCGUUGCGGCGGAUGUCAUCCAGAGCCUCAGCAUGACCGGGAUGUUGGUGGGCAUCGUGAUCUACUGUACCGUGAUCACCGACGGUGGUUUCAAGCGGGUCAUCGAAAUAGGAGUUGAAAAUGGUCGCAUGAAUUUCUUCAACUUUGCGGCAGAUCUUCAUAUCCGUGUGACGACCACAUCGGCUUGGUUGGGAGAAUUGUUUAUGUCUCUCAGCCUUCUCGGGUGUCAGCAGAACUUUGUGCAGCGUUACUUAAGCAUGCCAUCGUUGGCCAAAAUUCGGAAAACAAUGUUGAUAAACAUUCCACUGGUGGCAGUCCUCUUUUCCCUUCCUUGGCUGGUGGGCAUGGGAAUCUAUGCCGUGUAUUACAAUUGUGAUCCUCUGAAGGUGGGGCUGAUCUCCAAAAUUGAUCAAAUCCUGCCAUUUUUUGUUGUAGACUAUUUCUCCAGUGCACCCGGAGCCUGGGGCUUGUUUGUGGGCACACUGUUCAACGGUGCCCUGACACUGAAUAUCUCGAAUAUAAACUCACUGGCAACGGUGACCUGGGAAGAUUUCCUAUCGUUGAUUCCCGGUUGGAAAACAUCCGACAGUUUCCAGCUUACGGUGAUAAAAGUGGUUGGAUCUUUCUACGCCGUCCUCAUAAUGGGAAUGGCAUUCCUGGUAGGAUUAUUUUCCGGAGUUAUCGAAUCCUCGGUGUUAGUAAUAUCGGCAACCUCGGGUCCCCUUCUCGGAGUCUUCAUACUGGCAAUGUUUGUUCCGUUUGCCAACUGGAAGGGGGCCGCUUUGGGCAUGGCUGUGUCCCACAUAUUAACCCUGUGGAUCGUGAUUGGACGAAUGAUGUACGCAGGCUUCUUCGAUUCUCUUGAUUUUUGCUCACUUUUUCUCAUCUGCUUGUUAAACGCCUAAGAGAAACAUGCUUUCUCACAUUGAAACUGAUCAAGCAGUCCACGUUUUGUUGCAGAGCAUUUCAAAAACGCAGUCACCCAAUUUCAUUCUCGAAGGGAGAAAUGUUCAUCAGCUUCUCAGUUACUGGCUGAGAAAUCAACGACCGAACAGAGACGCUUCGAUUGUGGUUUAUUUCAGCACUUGCUGGGGCCAAUGUUCCAUAGUUUCAUAUAGAAAGAGGACGGUUCAAUCCCACAUUAAAGCUGUCCACGUGAUUUGGUGAAACGAUCAAAUUUCAUAUGCGAUUUGCAUUUCUUUUUCUCUAAGGAGCGAUGAGAAUAGUAAAACUAUGCCCUUGCCUUCACUGAGCAAUUCAUUUCACUGAUCACACGUAGCGCUGAUGAGGUAUUUUCAGAGUCACAAACCAACAGUGCUCUGACAGUAGAAGAGUGAUCAUUCGUUAGAGAAAAAAUUUCUCUUGGCUCUCUCAGCAGCAGAUGAUGAAAUGCUCAUUUAAAAUCUCCUCACAAAUAUUAGGAGCGAAAAAGUUCACCGUCUCCUUUUGGGCAAGAUGAGCAAAAUGAAGCCUGGAUGUACGUCACAACGGGCGGUGAACUCUUGUCGACUUCCGUCCAAGGCUGUCCUGCGGAUCUUUCCUUUAUCGCCAACACGACAACGUCAGCCGCCCUACAACUAAGUACAAAUCUAUCAGCCUCGCAAGAAGAUUCGUUCCUAUAUCAGAUGUACUCCAUCUCCUACAUGUACUACGGAGUAUUCGGCACCAUAUUGACAGUAGCCGUAGGUUUAGUUUUUAGUUUGGCCACCUGGACCAAUGCGGAUCCGUGCAAUACCAAAAUGUUGCACCCGGCGGUGCGGUGGCUCAGCUCCCGGUCACUGUUCGGUGGCAAGCGGAUGGGAUCAUUCGAUCUGGGGGGCAAAGCACAGCCCAAGGCACAGCUGGCCACCCCAGGGACCGAUGCAACAGUGGCCGGGAAAAUUUCCGACAAAAGCUGACAGAACAACUCGUAGAUUUAAGUUACCGAUUAAUAAAGUUAUUGUUUUUUAAGAAA